This is a messenger RNA of Drosophila virilis, 1643 nucleotides long. It is a transcript of the gene stck, whose product is annotated as LIM zinc finger domain containing stck. Gene Ontology annotation, cellular component: cell-cell junction; focal adhesion; cytoplasm. The record is from RefSeq and is a predicted model, not a curated record. Gene Ontology annotation, biological process: positive regulation of substrate adhesion-dependent cell spreading; cell-cell adhesion; cell-cell junction organization. Lineage: Eukaryota; Metazoa; Arthropoda; Insecta; Diptera; Drosophilidae.
GUGUGUGCGCGUCUUGAGUCUGUUGUUGUGGCGCGCAAUUCAAACCAUACAAAUCCAUCGAAUCCAUUUACUGAUCCUCCGCACAACCGCAACGCUUAACGACUGCACUUCAACUGUCUACACCCGAACUGCAAAAGCCAAAGCUACUGCCGACUACAUUGCCAAACUCAGUUCACAAGGAAUGCAGAGCUUUUUGUACAUUCGUCAGAAAUAUGAUUCAGCAACGUCAACAAUGCUUGUUCGCUUACUUGAUAAGCCAGCCACACAAAGUGUUUGUCCCCCAAACGUCUCCGUUUCCAGUUGCCUUUCUCAUACGCUGCCCUACAGUUGUGCGCUUAAGCCCCAUCAUCAUGAUGUACUCCAAAGCUGAAGUAGUCCAAGCCAUCAAUAUGUCGCUGGGUGCAAUGCAUUGCACGAGAUGCGCCGACGGUUUCGAGCCCACCGAAAAGAUUGUCAAUUCCAACGGCGAGCUUUGGCAUACGCAGUGCUUUGUCUGCGCUCAGUGCUUCCGUCCGUUUCAGGAUGGCAUUUUUUACGAGUUCGAGGGACGCAAGUAUUGUGAACGGGACUUCCAUGUGCUAUUUGCGCCCUGCUGCAACAAGUGCGGCGAGUUCGUUAUCGGGCGUGUUAUCAAGGCCAUGUCCGCCAGCUGGCAUCCACAAUGCUUCCGCUGUCAGCUGUGCGCCAAAGAGUUGGCCGACAGUGGCUUCAUACGCAACCAGAAUCGUGCGCUAUGCCAUGAAUGCAAUGCCAAGGUGAAGGCCGAGAUAACAGGUCGUUAUGUGUGCCAAAAGUGUCACGGGUUGAUUGACGAAGAGCCAUUGCGCUUCCGGGGCGAAGUCUAUCAUGGCUAUCACUUCAAUUGCUCGGCCUGCGGCAUAGAAUUGGAUGCUACAGCGCGCGAGGUCAAGAGUCGCCCGGGCCUGGCUGCAAACGAUAUGAACGAACUGUAUUGUCUGCGCUGUCAUGACAAGAUGGGCAUUCCCAUUUGCGGCGCCUGUCGUCGACCAAUUGAGGAGCGUGUGGUUACAGCGCUGGGCAAGCACUGGCACGUCGAGCAUUUCGUGUGCGCCAAGUGCGAGAAGCCCUUCCUGGGUCAUCGUCACUACGAGAAGCGCGGCCUGGCAUACUGCGAGACGCAUUAUCAUCAGCUCUUUGGCAAUCUGUGCUUUGUGUGCAACCAGGUCAUUGGUGGAGAUGUUUUCACCGCUUUAAACAAGGCGUGGUGCGUGCAUCAUUUUGCCUGCUCCGUGUGCGAUAUGAAAAUGACGCAGAAAUCAAAAUUCUACGAGUACGAUGAGAAGCCGGUGUGCAAGAAAUGCUAUGAACGGUUUCCCAACGAACUGCGACGUCGCUUGCGCACCGCACACGAGAUGACCAUGAAGAAGAAUGUCUAGUGGAUGAGCUGCAGCCUCGAACUGGCCAGCCUUCCAUCACACAAAUCUACACCAAAACGUGUUAAGUCAAAGUGCCUUCUGUCGUUCAGCACAAACGACCGCUUAGUUCUCUGUUUGUAGUUGUCCACUUCUAACAUUCGAUGUUAAUUCUCGAAACUAAAAACUUGUGCCUUUCUUCACAUUUCUGUAACAUUGUAAUUUUUGUUGUACUGUAUUUCUAAACAAAAGCGUGUAUUGUCUUGAUAA